Molecule: messenger RNA, 4761 nt
Organism: Uloborus diversus
Lineage: Eukaryota; Metazoa; Arthropoda; Arachnida; Araneae; Uloboridae
Product: histone lysine demethylase PHF8-like
Exons: 18
Coding region: 1-2697 (898 amino acids)
Biological process (GO): protein demethylation; regulation of transcription by RNA polymerase II
Molecular function (GO): histone demethylase activity; transcription coregulator activity
Source: RefSeq, a predicted model, not a curated record
AUGGCUUCUGCUAUAUUUAUUUCUUCCUCAUUAAAGCUAUCAUCUAAGCAGAAGUGCUGUGCAGGUGGUAUCUCCUCUCCAGCUACGGCUGUGCAAUCCGGAACUCCGGUGUUUGUUAAAGAGUUACGAUCCAGGCAUUUUAAGAAUGCUGAUGAUGUCAUCAUCCAUUUGCGUGGGCCGCAGCUUUCUUUACCGUACUUGAUUCAGAAUGGUUUUAACUACCCUAUAUUAGUAGAUUCUAAGGUUGGACUGGGUAUCCAAAUGCCAUGUGAUACAUUUACUGUGAGUGAUGUCAUGGAUUAUGUAGGGCCUAGUUUUCCUUUGGAUGUAAUUGACGUAGCAAGGCAAGAAAAUAUUCGUAUGCCAAUGUCAGAGUGGGUGGAAUAUUUUAACUGUCCAGUUCGCAGUAAAGUGUACAAUGUCAUUAGUUUGGAAUUUUCAAAAACAAGUUUGGCUGAAUUAGUGAAACCACCUACUAUAGUUCAAAAGUUGAGCUGGGUUGAAAACUAUUGGCCAAAGAAUUCUGAAACUCAUGGCCGUUUUUGUCCCCAAGUCAUGAAAUAUUGCCUUAUGAGUGCUCAAGAUAGCUACACUGACUUUCAUAUUGAUUUUGGUGGUACAUCUGUCUGGUAUCAUGUGCUGCGUGGAGAAAAAAUGUUUUUUCUAAUUCAGCCUACACCUGCUAAUCUGGCUCUUUAUGAACAUUGGAUGGCAUCUUCAAAUCAAAGUGAAACAUUUUUUGGCGAUCAAGUUGAUGUUUGUUAUCAACUGCUGUUGACGCAUGGCCAAACUCUCUUUAUUCCUACUGGCUGGAUUCAUGCUGUUCUUACACCUGUAGAUUCUCUUGUGUUUGGUGGGAAUUUUCUGCAAAGCUUAAACAUACCCCUGCAGCUUCACAUUCAUGAAAUGGAAAAAAGAAUUAAUACUCCAGAAAAGUAUAAAUUUCCAACAUUUGAAACUGUUCAUUGGUUUGCAGCACCUCACAUUCUAGAACAACUCAAAGAUAAUAACGUCAGCAAAAGAGAACUAAGUUAUUUAGUAACAGGUGCAAAGGCAUUAGUGUCAGUCUUAAAAAUCUGGAGUUCUGACAGCCAAAAUCAUAAGCAUGAUGAUGUACCUCCGGGGAUAAAUGUUACAAAGCUUAUAAAAGAUCUUCAGAGGGAAGUAAGAAUUGCUGAGAAAUAUGCAAGCACAAAAAAUCCUGCUAUUGCAUCAAGAAAACCCCCUUUACGGCAGAAGAGACAAAAAGAAAUUAUACCUAAACCUGCAAAAAAAUUCAUAAAACAAGUUCCAACCGAGUCUGAAAAGAACCUGGAUUUGGUCUCCAAGUUUUCUCUGAAGCCAAAAAUGCUGCAAGGGUCAGAUCCCUUUUAUGAAGGUUUUGAUUUUCAGUCUCAAAACUCUGAAAUGCAGCUACGCUUGCAAGAGUCAAAGAUGAUUUUUGAUCAAAUGAAUUUGGAUUUGAAGUCACCUGUUUUCCUUGACCAUUCAUUAAAAAGUGGUGCAAUAUUAAGCAGGUCAAAUGCAGUACCUUUUGGCAUCGCAAAUAUAUGUAAAGAAGAGAACAGCCCAGUGAAAAAAGAAUCAGUGUAUGAUUUUGUGGACUCAGAUGAUGACAACUUAGUUGUUGAUGAAAAUCCUUCCAACUGCAAGAAACAAAGGCCUCCAGAAUACAAGAAGCAUGCUGUAGCCCAUGACAUACCUAUGGAUCUGCCUCCUAAUGCACUAAAAUUACGUUUUUCUUUUAAUGGGAAACCUGUUGACAGCAACCUGCAUCAAAAUAGCAUGUUUAUACCUCCUCCACAAGAAGAUAGCAAUGCAGAAGUACCAAAAAAUGCUACAAUUGAUGAUCUUUUGGUUGCUACGGGUUUAGCCGUUGAUAAUGAAAGUAGUGUCAGCUUAGAUGAAGAUGAUCUUAAUGCUGGACCAACCCAAUUGGAACCUUCAACUAGGGAUGCUAUUCAGGGCAUGUUAUCAAUGAGUAAAGGAGCUAUUCGCUUUUCUAGUCAAGGAGAUCCAUCUGAAGUUCCUGCUACCCAAGUCCUACCUUCUAUAAAAACUGAAAACUGUACUUCAGAUAGUACUUUGCCCCACAUGGACAGCUCUCUCGCUAAUUUAUCUAUUUUAGCUAGAAAAUCUAGCCCUCCUGUUAGAAAUUCUAAAGUUACUCUGGGAAUCUCAAGGUACAGCAACAACAACAAUGAGGAUGUUGAUGAUUUUGAAGAACAAUUGAAACAGUGUCAUCAGGAUGGUGAUUACAUUUAUCUGGGUUUGGAUGCUUCUGAUGAUGAAUGUCAUGUGUUUAAACCCCGAGGAAGAAGCAGACGGGAUGAACCAUGGAAUCCCAAAGCCAAACUUGUUCCAAACUGUCCAAAACCAGAACGUCCAGUGCGUGAAGGCACAAGAAAAGAAGCCAUUGAAUGUGGAUUAGCAGCUGCUGCAGCAAAACUUGCAACCAUGCCUCCUCAGAAAAGGCCAUAUUUGAAGAAAAAACCUAUCACCAAAAAUAAAAUAUUGAUUGCAGAACAACAAGCUGGUCCAUCAAACAUCCCAUGGAAUAAUGGCACUAAUACGAAUAGUAAACAAAAUCUUCCUCGUGAACCUCCUAAACCAGUUAUAAAAAAGCCAAAGAAAGGAUUUGCCACAGCUAAGCAAAGGCUUGGAAAAAUUUUGAAAAUUCACAAGAUGUUGUAUUAAAAUGUAUAUAAUUUGCAUACAUCAAAAAUCAGCAAUGCCCAAUUUUUUUUUUUUUGCAUGAAUAACUUUCCUAGUAAUAUCCUAUUGUAAAUAGCAUUUCUUUUCCUCUAAUGCUAUGGACUUUGGUUCAUAAAUAUCUUCAGUCUAAAAUCUUGGUUUGUUUUGUGUGCUGGUAUUUUCCCAAUAUGGCACAGUGGUUAAAUUGUAAAUAUGUGAAGAAAAUUCCACCAUGUUUACUAGUCAAAAACUGUUGUCUUUAAUCAGUGUAGGAUCAUCAAAUCCUUUAUUGCAUAUCAUUUUUUCAUUUAGCUCUGUAACUACUAUGCAAUUUUUGGCGUAUUUUGUGAAUUAUCGGAAACGUAAACUGUUUUUGUCAGCAAUGCAUUAAAAGUAUAGAUACAGAAUUUUCCAAUUAUACUUUUCAUCUAUUUGUUUUAAAAUUUCUCUUUGUUUUUAUUUUAUGUGCUUUUAAAGUUCAAAUAUUUCAAACAAUUAUGCUAUUAGUUUAUUGUUUUAAAAGAUUGACUGAAGUUUUAUAUGCACACGUUUAUGUGUAUGCAACAUAUGUAAGAAGCAUAAAACUACAUUUCCUUGCAAUCACUUUUAAGACAGUUAAGUAGCAGAGUUCAGUAGUAAGCAGAGUUCAAACAUACUGACAUUUUAGAUAUAACUCAAAAACUUAGUUAAAUGGUACUUGAAAUUCAUAUAAUUGCAAGUAACCAGUUUACUUACUUUUUUCACUUUAUAGAAGAAUACCUCAAAAUCCCCAAGAUAACCCCUGCAGAGUGUCCCCUCCCCCCGGCACCCAAUUUGUUCUGUCCCAAUUUCAGAGCUUUUAGUUUCUCUCCCAGGGACAUAUCUUUCUUUAGUACCAAAAGAAAUGAAUUAAACAAUAAUUUUAAAAAAAAAUUGCAAAAUAUUGGUGCUAGAAAUUUUUUUAAUUGACUUUCUCUAGACGCCUUUUGAUGCGCUGGCGCCAAGUUUCUUCUUUUUUGGUUCAUAACAUUAGGGGGAAAGUGAUUUUGUCUUAAAAAGUUACAUUAGCAAGGAAAAUUUGAUGACAGUCAUGAAAUAAAACCUCGUGGUAUCGAAUAUUACAACUAACAAAAUUCAGCUUAUCCAAAAUAAAUGUCAUACAUUCUCCAAUCAGUUAGACAGGAAAAAAUAUUCACUUCUGAACGUCAAAGUUCAACUUACCAAAGUUUCACUGUAAUAGUGAUAUAAUUAUUUCCUCUUUGUGAUUAUUCCAAUAAACCUGUACUUAUUUGUUGCUAAACAGUCUCAGGAUUUUUCUUAAAUGAUCUCUUUUCUUAAUUUUUCUUCUUUCUCCUCUUAUUGGCUUAUAGUUUUGUGGAUAAACUUGUUCAGAUUUUUUUCCAUCUCUCCAAAAUACUAAGUUUUUCUCUUUGUCAUGAACUGUUUUAAAAUUUGAUUGAAACUUUUUUGAUUUUUCUCUCUGGUUGCAUUAUAUUUCUGCCCAGUUUGAAGAAUUCCUCUGUUUUCAAUAUUAUCCAAGCACUAAAAGUCCAUUUAUCAGCUCUGGAAUUAUUCUCCUUCUAUUUGUUGUCUGCAGAUACAAUUUCUGAAUGUUUUUAUAAACUGAUUUUGUUAAGCUCUUUCUGAACUAUUUUUGAUGAAAUUUGGUGAGGGUUUCCCCAUGAAGUUUUUAAAAUCUUAUUACACAUGUAAAAAUGAAAUUUUGUAUGCCUUCAAAUACUUUUUUUUCCAUGUGUGCAUUGUUAAGUGCUGGAAGUGCCUAUCUUUCAGAACAUGGCUCAAUUUUCUUAAAAUCAUCUUAGCAAUACCCGAAGCACCUCCCCUUGAUUUAUAAACAUGUUGGAAUUUUCCUUAUCAAAAGACUUUAUUUAUAUGUACAUUAGAAUGUAUUUUUGAAACAACAAAUAUGUGAUCUGUUUUGUUUCUUGUAGUCUAUUGUAAAAAAAGAAAAUUUUAUUUAUAAGUUUGUUGUUAAAAUUUUGUUUUAUGUAAUUAUCUUUCACAAUUUAGUGUUGAAGUAGUUUUCAUUUUUUAACCAUAUUUACUCACAUAUAAGUGGAAAAUUCC